AUGGUUUUAGCCACUUUGAAGACAGAUAUCAAGGUGACUGCUGAACCAAUCACGCCCGAGCGCUUUGCUCGGUACGGAGGCGUGAUUUCGUCUGCCCACCAGCUUGCCUCAGUCAAGUCUGAGAGUGCCAACUACGGUACGGCCGUCAAGCUGUUUAAAGUGUCUCCUAUUGGGAGCACUUUUGAAAACGCUCCAAGUGGAAAGAGAGCCACGUGCAAUUGGAACAUGUUCAGAUGCUCGCCCCCCAACCAUCUUAUUGAAGAGGGCGAAAAUGGCGUCAAGAAGUACACUUCCAAGGUGCUUGAGAGACACCCGUUUUCGACCCAGACGUUUGUUCCUAUGGGUCGCAGCAGAAACGACGUCGCCUACCUGGUUAUUGUUGCUCCUACCGCGUCAGAUGGGCUGCCCGAUCUAUCGGGGCUAGAGGCUUUCAUCGUCAAAGGAGACCAGGCGGUCACUUACGGAGCAGGCACCUGGCAUGCCCCCAUGGUCGCUUUAGGAGAUGUUGUUGAUUUCGCCGUCCUUAUUCACGAAAACGGAGUAGCUAAUGAGGACUGCCAGGAGGUCUACUUGGACACUGCUUUGGUUGAGUUUUCGGAGAACCCCGAAACCGUCCCCGCACUUUCAACGAACCACGCUAAUGGCAAAGUCCGCCAGAGAAAAGGCCAAUCUGAGGAGGCGUGGCAAAAGGAACUAGAUAAUUUCCACGAAUCGGGCCCUAUUAAUCAGUCUGCUACCUAUUUUGACGGACCAGUCGAUAUGAACGUACAAGGCAAGUUAGAUAUGAACCGUAUCAAGUACGCUGCUGAGAAGCAGUAUUACCUACGCAAUUAUGCGCAGGCAGUUCGCAUAAUCGAGGCCAAUGCUGCCAAAGUCAAAGGCAAACUGGCGCACGAUCUCGAGAUCAUUCGUCGUGCAGCUCGAGCCCGUUUCUGA
Molecule: messenger RNA, 936 nt
Organism: Wickerhamiella sorbophila
Lineage: Eukaryota; Fungi; Ascomycota; Dipodascomycetes; Dipodascales; Trichomonascaceae
Product: Ureidoglycolate lyase
Exons: 1
Coding region: 1-936 (311 amino acids)
Biological process (GO): allantoin catabolic process
Molecular function (GO): ureidoglycolate lyase activity; ureidoglycolate hydrolase activity
Source: RefSeq, a predicted model, not a curated record